AAGAAAUUUCUGAAAAAAUAAUUGGCGGGAAUGUGAUUUUGCGCAAAGAGGAUUUUGAGGAAUUCUUUGUCUCUAUCUAUCACGACAAUGGCGACCACCACUACCGCGCUGACCACUAAGGUCGAGAAUGGCUCUCCUUAUCAGCUUAGCAAAGAGCAGACAUUGAAAGCCUCCACCGCUCUCCUAAAGCACAUCAAGACUACUCAGAAGACCGAUUCAGGCGCAAAGCCAAGUCUCCUAGAAGAUGCUGAUGAAGAAGAAGUGGACGAGAGCACAGCGGUCUGGCUCCAGCUCACAACCAAGAAACAUAUUACGGAUACCAAACGUCUCAAGCCGGGCAAGAUCGCGGUCCCCCACCCCCUCAAUACCUCCUCUACAUCCACCAUCUGUCUCAUAACCGCCGACCCGCAAAGGACGUACAAGGACAUUGUCGCAUCCCCCGCCUUUCCUCCCGCUCUUGCCUCAAGAAUCACUCGUGUCGUCGGGGUUUCAAAGCUCAAGGCCAAGUGGACGCAAUACGAAGCCCAAAGAAAGCUAUAUGCUGAACAUGACAUUUUCCUUGCGGACGACAGGGUUAUCACGCAACUUCCCAGAAUCUUGGGCAAAACGUUCUACCACAAGGCAACAAAGCGGCCCAUCCCAGUCAACCUCCAACCGCCCGCACCAAGAACGGAUGGGAAGCGGAUUGCACGCGCAAAAGGCUCAGGGCCCCAAGCUGCGGCGCCGAAGCAGAUCGCAGCCGAAGUCGAGAAAGCGAUUCAGGCAACCCUCGUCCAUUUGACGCCUUCAACCAACACCGCCGUAAAAGUAGGAUACGCAUCAUGGAACGCGGAGAAGGUCGCGGAGAAUGUGGAAGUUGUGGCCAAUGCGCUGAUUGAGAGAUAUGUGCCAAAGAAAUGGAGAGGAGUGAAGAGUAUGCAUAUCAAGGGUCCUGAGACUGCGGCAUUGCCGAUCUGGCUCGCUGAUGAGCUCUGGGUUGACGAGGAGGAUGUGUUGGAUGAGCAGGCCGAAGGAGAAGUUGAAAAAGCAAAAGGAGGAGGCCACGAAGGAUGUGGAGGAUGAGGUGCCGAAGGCUACAAAGGCAGCGAAGGCUACAAAAAAGUCGAAGAAAUCCAAGGUCUAGAGCUUGCAGCUCUGAUUUGCGGUGCUAGAUCGUUGCUGGGCGUCUAUGGAGUAUGGGGUUGGGGUAAAAUUCAUCUGGAUCGUACAGUUCCGUACCGGCUAUGUGUGGAAGAGUGGCACAUACAUACGUUGCGCUUCGAAUUGACAUUUGGCUCCUUGCUCUACCACGCAUCACCCUUCAAACCAUCAGUGAGAAUGAU
Messenger RNA from Amorphotheca resinae ATCC 22711, 1322 nucleotides. RefSeq lists its product as hypothetical. NCBI's taxonomy places the organism in Eukaryota, Fungi, Ascomycota, Leotiomycetes, Helotiales, Amorphothecaceae. The record is from RefSeq and is a predicted model, not a curated record. The transcript is spliced from 3 exons. The coding region runs from base 88 to 1062 and encodes 324 amino acids.